AUGAAAGGAAAAAGAAAGCUCAAGAAGUCCAAGGACAAAGACGCACAGGCUGUUGCUGAAAGUCUCAUCGUCUCCAACAAUGACGCCGUGCCCCUUACUGACUACGACUAUGAGAAUGAUCUACGGCCUGAGUUUUCACCCUAUACAGAAGACUGCUGCUAUCUCCUCGUCGGAGAGAGCUGCAUUCGCUAUACAGUGCCAACUCAUCACCUGAAAAAGUCCCCGCAUUUGAGCUCCCGAGCACCGGAACGUUCUUUUACGUCUCAUCGAGACUAUCGAACGAUUGAAGUGCCUGAAUUGGAUGAGGAUAUCGGACACACACUAGUGCACUUCCUGUACACCGAUGAAUAUCAGACGCUGAAGCAUCCGAUUUCAUCGAAGGCUGAAACCAAGGCAACUGAAUACAGGAGAAGCAUCCUUGUAUAUCAGGCUGCUAGCGCAUACGGAUUGCCUCUCCUAUUGGAGCGUGCAAAGGAGCGCAUAAACGAAUUUGACAAUGCAGUAUCGAUCUUCGAAGCCCUGGAUAUUGCGAAAAUCGUAUACGAGAAGCUCCAAGAUGGUGACAAGGAGUGGUUUUGUGGUUACAUCACACGAAAACUCGAGAAUGCGUUUGAUGCCGACGACACAUUGUUUGCCCAAGACCAAUUCAGAGGGUAUGUCGGCGAGGCUCCGACGUUUAGCCGGAUGCUGGUGAAGCUCCUAGUCGAGAUAUACAGUGACAGACUCUCAAGAACGCGCAUCAAGAACGGCCAGGGCAGGACAGAUGGGAUUGAGCAACCAGCUUGCAAUGGUGAGCUGGCGGAAGAGAUUUCAGUACCUGAGGGCUCUGAUCCAGAACCGGAGGAGGUUAAGUUGCUCGAGUGCCCUGAGCCAGAACUGGAGGAAGUUAAUGUGGUCGAGUACCUUGAGUCAGUCCCCUAGAGAUAGGAUUGUGGAAAGUUCUCACCACGGAAAAACGCAGGAAGGGCGGCGCAUACAUGAAGGCGUCCAAGUACCUGGAGCAAAUCGCCAACGAGAACUGCCAAGAAAGAAGCGCGGAGAAACUGGCCGGAUAGGUCGGCGCGCCUGUAAGGGAGGCAGGUUUACUUAUAGUCCUUUCUCAUAUACCGCGCAACUCCAAUUUUUCGGGUCGCAUUUUUGUUGUACGUAGGCUUUGAAUCUCUCGCUUCUUCG
This is a messenger RNA of Coccidioides posadasii C735 delta SOWgp, 1173 nucleotides long. RefSeq lists its product as uncharacterized. The record is from RefSeq and is a predicted model, not a curated record. Lineage: Eukaryota; Fungi; Ascomycota; Eurotiomycetes; Onygenales; Onygenaceae.